GAGGCGGAAUUGCGCUUGUCUGUGAAAGAAAGCCAUCGCUUCCGUAUAAAAAAGAAAAUUUUAAUUCGAAAAUUAUGUGAAAAUGGUGCUAAAAUUUGUGUCAAAUUGUAUGUUAAUGUAAAAGGCAUACAUUUAGUAAUUCGACGGCGAUAUUUAUUUGUUUUAAGUUCGAAAAAAAGUCUGUAACAUACGCCGAUUUAAUGUGUGUUAGUGUUUUAUGCAUGCAAUUGCGUGCGUUUGUGUAUGUGUGUGUAGAUUUGUUAUUCGCGCGGCAAAUGUGCAAUUGAAAUCAAAAAUAAGUAAACGGUAGCUAAAAUGUUAAGCUCAAAUUAAAAAAAAACCAUCAUCUUACGCCAAUGUUUUAAAGAAAACCCAGAAAAUUCGUCGUUUGCUUGCUAGGGUCGGCCAGUGUGUUUGUUUUUUAUUUGUGGGUUUUUGCAAAGUCAAAAACUAAAGAGCCGAAACGAACUGCAAAAGCAAAGUAAGCGGCAAGAUGCCGGCAACAACAAAACUAUGGUUUUUGUUGUUGUUGUUAGUUUGUAUGCGGUCGCAGUUGGCGUUGUCAUCGCCGCAGCCGAGGCAACUGUCGCUGCACCAGCAACAGGAGUCCACAACAACAUUGAAGCCGUUGGCCGAGAAAGAUCCCUGUCCAGCCUCCUAUUUCACAUGCAAUGAUGGCUUUUGCAUACCAAUGCGGUGGAAAUGCGAUUCGAAGCCCGAUUGUACAGACGGCUCUGAUGAGGGCAGUGAAUGCGCCAAGGCCCCCAAAUGCAACGAGGGACAAUUUCAGUGUGCCCAGACUUUAAAGUGCAUACCAGACAAUUGGCUGUGCGAUGGCGAAGACGAUUGCGGCAAGGGCGAUUUAUCCGAUGAGAAAAAUUGUCACGAUACUGAGGCACCGAAUUGUCGCGACUUUGAAGGCGAGUGCCACAAUGGCGUGUGUCUGGAGUUGUCCCGCUUUUGCGAUGGCCACUGGGACUGUGAUAAUGAUGAGCUGCAAUGUGAUAAGCAAAAUGCCGCCUGUGCCGCGCUCAAUUGCAGCUAUAACUGCAAGCUGACACCUCAAGGAGCGCGUUGCUACUGCGCUGCUGGUCAGGUGCCCGAGUCCCUCAACUCGACGCGAUGCAUGGACUACGAUGAGUGCAGUGAGUCGGGCGCCUGUGAUCAAUUAUGCCGCAAUACGCCCGGCUCCUAUGAGUGUGAAUGCGUGUCGGGAUAUGUGAAGCAGGGCAGGCGCUGCCUGGCCAUCAAUGUGCCAGCAACGGAGCCGGCCACAUUAACGAUGCUAUCCGUUAGCGGUAUACGACGCAUUAACACUGCUCCAAAAGUGGAGCCCUCAGCACGGCUCCUGUCCACCCAGCCAGUGAGUCAUGUCCUGGCAUUUGAAGUGUGGCACCGGAAUCGCACAUUGUGUGCACUACACAACAAUUGGACUGAUCUGUACAUGCAGUGUCAGCGAAUUGACGAUGCCAAUGUUAACUGGACGCUGGCCGUGUCGCCUUUUAUAUCGCCCCUGCAAUUUUUCGUGGAGCUGCGUCUGGACUGGUUAUCUCGCAAUUGGUAUUUGCUGAAUGAGGACGAUGGUCUUGUGUACUUGUGCACUAAUGCCAUGACAUAUUGUCGUGUGAUAUUGUCGGAAGUGCAGCAUCCGUCUUCCUUAGUGCUCGACCCACUUAACGGUUAUAUGUUCUAUACCGACGGAUCGCCCAGCUUAUCCCGGUCUCUACUGGAUGGCAAAAAUGUCACAUCGUUGGUGACCACACAGAUAUAUCAUCCCAGUAGCGUCACUCUGGACUUGCCCAACAAGCAGGUGUAUUGGAUUGACAUCUACAAGGAUCUCAUUGAGCGCGUUGACUACGAGGGCCAACGGCGCUGGUCAUUGAAGAAGACUGCUGAUUCGCUAAUGCCACUAAAAAAUAUACAGGCUGUCGAAGUGUUUGAGAACUCAAUAUUUCUGGCACCCUGGACUGAGCGGGCUGUGGUUACGCUGGACAAGUUCACGCUGAAGACGUCCUUACUGUUGAGCAACGUUAGUCGCGGCACAAAUUUCCGCAUAUUCCAUCGCCAAAAACAACCGGAGGUUGCACAUCCGUGCCGCGACAAUAACGGGAACUGCAAUCAAAUUUGCGUGCCACAUUGGACCCGCGGAUUUGCCAGCGCCAAGUGCCUGUGCACGGCUGGAUAUCAGCUUCACAAUCUAACAACGUGCUUCCUAGCCGCACACGAUAAGUUUUUAGUAUAUAGUGAUAAGAGGUUGGGGCGAAUUAGCGGUGUUCCAUUAAACACAGAGGAUGUGCAAAAAUCAAUGGAACGCGGUGACGAGCCAGACGUAAUGGUGCCUAUGUUCUAUAAUUCGUUUGCUUUGGAUGUGAAUGUGCGCGGCAAGUCCAUCUAUUUUGUGGUGGCAAAUGGCGCAGUUGGAAUCGACGAUGAUGCCAAUUAUAGCAUUCGGAGUCAGUCGCUUAAUGGUAGUGUAUCGCGUAUUCUGAGUAGCGGCCUCAAGAAAGCAUCGACCUUGGCCUACGAUUGGAUCAAUGAGCAUUUGUAUUGGACAAAUCAUCACAAGCUUCAUGUGGCACCGGUGCGUAAUAUGAGCAAGAUUCUCACAUUUAACACGGACUGCGAUGCAAUGUCCUUGGAACUCGAUCCAACAACGGGACUGCUGUACUGGGCCCAAUGGGCUUUUCUUUCCUGUGAAGCUGGCAUCUACAGCGCCUGGAUGGAUGGCACGCACAAAGAGGUGCUUGCUAAGAGCACCAGCGAGAUGCCGAUGCAGCGACCGCGUAGUCUGGACGUUGAUCGUCGCACUAAACGCCUGUACUGGUGUGACUUGCACGCGGGCACAAUCGAGCGCAUGAAACUUGACGGCACUAGCCGUGAGAUACUCUUCAAAUCACAUCAAUUCUAUCCUUACUCCAUGGUGCAGCAUAACGGCAUGAUCUUCUGGUCGGACAGCAAAAAUGCGACUAUCUGGCGCUUCCACAUGCAUCAUGCUAAUUUAAGCAGCACCUUCAGUUCUACGAUGCAUUUACAGCAAACCGGGCGAGCGUCGGAUUUGCGCAUUUUUGACGUCGCUACGCAGCCCAUGCCCCAGACACCCAGCGCCUGUGCGCUAUCCAAAUGCCCCGGAUUGUGCCUGAACACGCCCAAAGGCGCUAUUUGUCGCUGCCCCGAUCGCUACACACUAAACGGCACCGGCACCCAUUGCAUACCACAAUUGGCAUCGGUCCUAACACCAGUGCGAGCGAAUUGUACGUCGGGGUUCCAAUGCCGGAGCACGCGACAGUGCAUCGACGGCAAGGAUCUGUGUGACGGCUUUGACGAUUGCGACGAUGGCAGCGAUGAGAGCAGCGAUGCCUAUGGGCCGUGCAAUCCCCUUAGCUGCGACAAGACACUGCACUUUGUGUGCAAUGGCCGUUGCUAUCAGCGUGCGCUCCUCUGCAGCUCGAUCGCCUAUUGCUCCGAUGGCUCCGAUCAGCGCAACUGUGAACACAACACUUGCAACAGCAACGAGUUCACGUGCGAAAAGAGUGGUCGCUGUAUUCAGCAGAGCUGGGUCAAUGACGGCGUUAUUGAUUGUGGACCGGACGAUGAUUCGGAUGAGUCCGGCGAAGAUGUUACGGAUAUAUUUCUGUCGGGCAGCAAGUGUCCAGAAUUCGACUGUGGCAAUGGACGUUGCCGGCAGCUCUCGGACUUAUGUGACGGCAUUGAUAAUUGCGGCAACAAUGCUGACGAGUUCAAUUGUGAACUAGAAUGUGGUCACGGGGAGCGAUAUUGCCGUCCCAUUGGUUGCUACGAUGAGAUGCACAUGUGCGAUGGCAUACAUGAUUGCCUGGACUCCAGUGACGAAGCUAAUUGUACUGAAACCAAAAGCGAUAACCACCCGCUCAGUGGUUGGAAGGACCUUUCCGAAUGUGCUCCAUUUGAAUUUGCCUGCACAGAUCCUUUCGAGUGCAUUCCCGAUUUUUUGCGCUGUGACACCAUACCUCACUGCUUCGACAAGACGGACGAAGAGAAUUGCACAAAGCUGCAUCCCACAAGAUUUGAUUUGAACGAGACUGUCAUUUGUGAGCACCCAGAUCGCAUGUGUGGGGACAAAUGCGUAACGGUGAGUCAGCUUUGCGAUGGCCACAAUGACUGUGAGGACACGACUGAUGAGGGCUUUCUAUGCCUGGACGAUAUUUGUUCCACUCAAAAUGAAUGCUCGCACUACUGCCAUAAUACUCCUGAGGGCUUCAUAUGCUCUUGUCCCCCGCACAUGUUCCUGCAGCCGAAUGGGCGGCGUUGUAGCAUGCAACACGCCUGCCAGCAUUGGGACACCUGUUCACAGAUAUGUGAGACUAUGGGCAAGGCCUACGCUUGCCGUUGCCAUGAUGGUUUCGAAUUGGCCUACGAUAAGUUCACGUGCAAGAGCACCGCUGAAGACGAUCCUUACGUCAUUUUCACGAAUCGUCAGGACAUUCGUGGCAUUAAUCUGAAAACUUCGAGUGCCAAUAAUUUCUACACAUCCCUGCGUAACAUAAUUGCUCUAGACUUUCUCUACACCAACGAGUCGGUCGAAAUUUAUUGGACGGACGUAAUUGAUGAUAAGAUCUAUCGAGGUCAAUUGGUUGGCGAGAGUCUUCGGAAUGUGGAAGCCGUUGUGCACUCAGGGCUGUCCACCACAGAGGGAUUGGCUGUGGAUUGGAUAGGUCGCAAUCUCUAUUGGAUUGAUUCGAAUCUUGAUCAAAUCGAGGUGUCCAAGCUAAAUGGCAGCUUUCGACGAACACUGAUUGCUGGCAACAUGGAAAGCCCUCGAGCAAUUGCUUUGGAUCCACGCGAGGGCUUGCUUUUCUGGACCGAUUGGGAUGACAACUCGCCGCGCAUUGAACGCUGCAGUAUGGCAGGCGAAGGUCGUCGACUGAUCUCCACCAGCUGGCAGCUAAGUGCCGGCUGGCCGAAUGGCCUAACCCUAGAUUAUACACAAAAACGUGUCUACUGGGUUGAUGCGAAAUCUGAUUCCAUAACGACCACGAAAUAUGAUGGCACAGAACAUCAUGUAGUGUUGCGUAAUAAAGACAUACUAUCGCAUCCUUUUGCCAUAUCUGUGUUUGAGAACUUCGUCUACUGGACGGAUUGGCGCACUACAUCAGUGAUACGGGCCAAUAAGUGGAACGGUAGUGACGUUCAAGUUAUGCAACGAACCCAAACCCAACCAUUCGGCAUACAGGUAUUACAUUCGAGUCGUCAGCCUUGGCAAGGCAACCCCUGCGGAGAAAACAAUGGCGGAUGCUCGCAUCUUUGUCUGCUCAGUGGAAAAGGUACUUACAAGUGUGAGUGUCCGCAUGUGAUGCGACUGGAUCCGUCAAACGAGCGGGAAUGUGUGCCCAAUGAGCAGGUUCUGCUCUUUGUCAUGGGCGACGAGAUUCGUGGAAUCGAUUUACAACAACCGAAUCAUCAUACAAUACCGACCAUCAGGCAAUCCCCGAGGCUUGUUGCACCACAACGCAUUGAUUUUCUUGUUGAGGAAGGACGAAUAUAUUGGUCGGAUAUACAACAGAAUGAAAUAUCUAUGGCAGGCAUUUCGAAUGGAAUCAUCGAGCCUAUUAUCAAUACAAACAUUGAGAAACCAUAUGGCUUCGCCAUCGACUGGAUUGCAAAGCAUAUGUACUUCUCCUCCGGUGUUACGCAUUGCAAGAUUCUCGCAAGCAAUUUAAAGGGGGAGUACGUUACAAAUAUCAUUGAGCAAGGCCUGAACAUUGUCGAGAGCAUCGUACUUGAUCCAGCUAAUGGCAAAAUGUAUUGGAUACAUUCAAAGCACGAUGCCACGCUCUGGCAGCUAGAGCAGGCGAAUCUGGAUGGUUCCGGUCGUAGUGUUAUUUACGAGCACGACAACAGCUUACAGAGCUUGACCAUGGAUUUUGAUUCACAGCGUUUGUACUACGCCUAUGAUAAUUCAGGUAUUGCGUACUACGAUAUACCACGAAAUGAAACGCACAAGGUUUUGGUGGCUAGUCAAAUCACCUCGAUCAGUUCGGUAACGGUUUACAAUGGCACGUUAUACUUUCCGGAAAACAUACAAAGCGUAAUCAUGCAUUGUGAGAAGGAACAAUGCUUAAAUAUGUCAUUCCUUCGCGUCAAUACAAAAAGCAUACAAAGUAUGAAGAUGUUCCAUGCCGAAGCGCAGACGGGCACCAACACCUGUGCUGGGCCUUUUCGCGGUGGUUGCGAACAGCUCUGUCUAGCCACAUCGCCCACCGAACACGUUUGUCGCUGUGCACUUGGAUAUGAUGUGGAACCCAACAAUCCCACGCGUUGCGUACCCCGUGCCGAGUUUAUUUUCUAUUCCAUAGAUGUAUUAUAUGGCGUUGAAAUGAUCGAUCCCAGUGAACAAUUUAACCCACCGCAACCAGCACUCGUUCCCAUCUCACGCAUUAGCUCGGCCAGUUUUAUUGAAUAUCAUGCUGCCACAAAUAUGCUCUACUGGGGCGAUAAUGAAGUUGGCACUAUAUCGCGCGUGCGUCGUGAUGGCACGCAAAGACAGACGGUCCUGGAGGCCAUUAAUUUAGCCGGUUACAAGCAGCAGGAUUGGUUGGGUGGUUUUGCGAUAGAUUGGGUGGCAGGAAACAUUUACUGGAGCGAUACCAAACGCAAUUUGAUUGAAGUGUCUCGUCUGGAUGGUACCCAUCGCUAUGUGGUCGUCUCGAAUGUGGAAAAACCUACAGCCUUGGCCGUGGAUCCGCAGCAGGGCUUACUCUUCUAUGUCACACAACAUCACAUUGGACGUACCGGUCUAGAUGGAAGUCAGCCGUUUGUGCUGGUCAAUCAAACGCGCAAUAAUGUGGCUGUUACCAGUCUUAUCUUGGACAUAGAUGCCACUAAGGUGUACUGGGCCGAACGUCAUCCGAAUGCGAUUAUGAAAGUUGACUACGAUGGAAAUUUGCGCCAGCUACUUCUUAAUGAUACGCUUAAUGAUACGGUAGCGCUGGCCAAGAUGGGAGACUAUUUAUAUUGGGCAGAGAAUAAUUACCAUGUGGGAGCCAUUAAAGUGGCGCCGCUUUCCAAUCUCAGCGAUGCACGCCCAAUACUGCAAACCGAGGAGGAUGCUAUACGUGAUCUCAAGAUUUACUCGCAGCGCGUGCAGAAGGGCACCAAUCCAUGUGCCGCUAACAAUGGCGGGUGCGAGCAGCUGUGCCUCUUCAAUGGCACCAGCGUCGUUUGCGCAUGCGCACACAGUCGCCUGGCCGCCGAUGGCUAUAGUUGCGAGCCCUAUGACAAUUUUCUGCUCUUCAGCUAUCGUAGCAUCAUUGAGAGCAUACACAUGACGGAGCAUGCCAAUAAAAACUGGCCAGUACAGUUAAUACAAAAUGCAACUCUCAUGCGCAACGUGAUCGCCAUUAGCUACAACUAUGAGGCACAGCUGAUUUUCUACUCGGAUGUACAGUUGAGCACAAUCAAUGCAGUACACUUCAAUGGCACUGGGCAGCGCGUGUUGGUAACACAGCAAGGACGCGUCGAGGGAUUGGCGUACGAUAUCGUGAAUGAACAAUUGUUCUGGACGUCGAACAACGAUGCUUCUAUUCGGACCUUGGAACUAUUGCACUUGCGCAAAACAGCAACUGCAGACGAGAAUGCUCAGCAUGUGCGUCUUCUGCUUAGUUUGCAGCCCAAGGACAAGCCACGUGGCAUAGCCGUGGAGCCCUGCAUGGGUAUGAUCUAUUUUACAAACUGGAAUGAGGAAGCACCGGCUAUUCAGCGAGCAUUUGUCACUGGGUAUGGUGUGGAGCGCAUUAUACGCACAGAUAUUAAAAUGCCCAAUGCAUUGACAUUGGACUUGGAGGAGCAAAAAUUGUAUUGGGCCGAUGCGCGUCUAGACAAAAUCGAGCGCGCCAAUUAUGAUGGAACACAACGUGUGGUCUUGGCACACUCGACCCCCAAACACGCUUUUGCUAUGGCGGUGUACGGUGACUUGCUCUUCUGGACGGAUUGGGUGCUGCAUGCUGUUGUCCGAGCCAACAAAUACACCGGCACAGAUGUCGUUUUCCUACGAGAGCAUGUGGCUCGACCUAUGGGAAUUAUAGCUGUGCAGAACAGUAGCAUCAAUUGUGACUCGAAUCAAUGUAAAAUUCUAAAUGGCAUGUGCGAAGAUGUGUGCAUUUUGAGCAAAAAUGGAUUGGCCAGCUGCCAAUGUACCCAAGGGGUACUGGCGCCAGAUGGCCAUCGUUGCAUUGCUCCCGUGUCGACAACAUGCGGCAAAUCACAAUUCAAUUGCCACUCCGGCGAUUGCAUACCCUUAGAGUUGACGUGCGACAAUGUAACCCACUGCCCCGAUGGAUCAGAUGAGGCCCGAAGUUAUUGCAUCAUACGCGAAUGCCCCCCGACCCAUUUCAUGUGCCAGAACCAUCGUUGCAUUCCCAAAGCGCACACCUGUGAUGGGCAGCAGCAAUGUGGCGAUGGCAGCGAUGAGUCUCCACUGUUAUGCAAAUGUACGGCGAAUCAGUUUCGUUGUGGCAGCGGGGAGUGCAUCGAUAAGGAGCACUUAUGUGAUAAUCGACAUGACUGCCGUGACGCCAGUGAUGAGAAGCACUGUGCGCCGCGUGAGUGCGAGCAGGGUGAUACCCUUUUCAUUCAUUGUGCAAAUAGUACCGCCUGCAUACUACCUCGAUUUAUUUGCGACGGAGAAUCUGACUGUCCCGAAGGUACAGAUGAGUUGGGCUGCGGCGAUGUGUCAAAGACGACCUGUAGCAUGACCCAGUUUCGUUGUGGCAAUGGCCGUUGCAUUGAUGCCAACUGGCGAUGUGAUGGCGAGAAUGAUUGCAAUGAUAUGCCCGGCAAGGCGGGUCAGCCAGGCGGCGAGGGUUCCGAUGAGUUUGGCUGUCGUACAGCCUGUAAAAUGAAUGAAUUUCAUUGCGACUCUGGCUGCAUACCCAGCAGUUGGCAAUGCGAUGGCAAACAGGACUGCGAGGACGGCUCCGAUGAGGGACCACAGUGUCCAAAUCGUCCAUGUCGGGCGCACUUGUUCCAAUGCAAAAGCAGCGGUCGUUGCAUACCACAGAAGUGGGUAUGCGAUGGAGAACCUGAUUGUCCGGGAACUCCGGACCAGGGUCAAGAAGAUGAAGGACCGCAUUGCGGCAGUGGAAGUGUGGCGCGCAUUCCUGAUUGCCCGCCACCGGCUUUCGUUUGCUCAAAUGGUCAGUGUAUCGAUUCCCAUUACGUAUGCGAUGGCGAUGUCGAUUGUCCCGGCGGUGAUGAUGAGUACGUGGGUUGUGAGUCCACCUACACGGCUGGAGCUUGUCCGGGGGUCAACAGUGCAGUGAUGCAUCAGUGUACGGAUGGAAUGUGCAUUUUCAAGAAUCAAACCUGUGAUGGACAUGCCGACUGCAGUGAUGGAUCUGACGAAUCGGGAUCUCUAUGUGCUCAUACGCGUGCUUGCAAUGGAGCCGAUGACUUCCGUUGCAAGAAUGGUGCAUGUAUAAGCGCCGAUUUGCUCUGUGAUCGACGCAACGACUGUGCUGAUUACUCCGACGAGGAGUUAUGCAAUUUGAACGAAUGCCUAAUUCCAGAUGUGUGCGAGCACGAAUGCGUAGAUAAGGUCGUGGGCUAUGAGUGUCGUUGCCGGCCAGGCUUUAAACUAUUGCCUAAAAGCAUGUCGCUGUGCGCAGACAUCGACGAGUGCCACGAACACCAUCCUUGUUCGCAAAUGUGCGUCAACACCUACGGUUCAUAUAAGUGCCUAUGCAGCAAGGGCUAUGAACUGCACGAUCAUCAUACCUGCAAGGCCACCAGUAACGAGACCAUGAAAUUAAUAUUUUCUAAUCGCUACUACAUACGGCAGGUGAAUGUAACGGGAAAUGGCACCAUACUGAUACAUCAGUUGAGCAAUGCGGUAGCUUUGGACUUCGAUUGGGAUACGCAAUGCUUAUUUUGGUCAGAUGUUACCUCCACGGUGGCGAUGAUCAAACGGUAUUGUCCAGUGGAAAACAAGACACAGACAUUACAUCAGGCAAUGCUCAAGAAUCCAGACGGUCUGGCUGUAGAUUGGGUUGCGAAGAAUUUGUAUUGGUGCGAUAAGGGUCUGGACACGAUUGAGGUCAGUCAGCUGGACGGUAAAUACAGGCGCGUGUUGAUCAGUGAGCAGCUUCGUGAACCGCGUGGUGUGGCUCUAGAUCCCUAUCAGCGACACAUUUAUUGGUCCGAUUGGGGUGAUAACCCACACAUUGGCAAGGCAGGCAUGGACGGAUCCCAGCAGCGUAUUAUUGUUCGCGAUAAUUUGGGAUGGCCCAAUGCCUUGACCAUAUCCUUCGAGACUCAGCAACUCUUCUGGGGCGACGCACGAGAGGAUACAAUUUCUGUGAGUGAUCUGGAUGGCAACAAUACGCGAGUGCUGCUCGCGCGUAGUAUUAACCCGCAUUUGAACCUCCAUCACAUAUUCGCCAUUGCCGUGUGGGAAGAUAAAAUCUACUGGUCCGAUUGGGAGACCAAAUCCAUUGAAUAUUGCAACAAGCACGAUGGUCAGAACUGUUCGACCCUCAUUACCACAAUUCAUCGGCCCAUGGACUUGCGUGUCUUCCAUCCAUAUCGCCAGCAACAGCCAUCUACGGGCAAUCCCUGCCUGACGGCUAACUGCUCAACGCUCUGUCUGCUGUCUCCCGAGGAGCCGUACUUCAAGUGUGCGUGCCCCAACAACUUCAUGCUGGCAGAGGAUGGACGCACGUGUCGUGCCAACUGCACCGCCGCGCAUUUUGAAUGCGUGAAUACUUAUAAGUGCAUUCCCUUCUAUUGGCGUUGUGACACCCAAGACGACUGUGGGGAUGGCUCUGAUGAGCCAGAGUCCUGUCCACCGUUCCACUGCGAGCCAGGGCAGUAUCAAUGUGGAAACAAGAAAUGCAUACACCCGUCAGCCAUUUGCGACGGUGUCAAUCAGUGUGGCGAUAGUACGGACGAGUUGAAUUGUGAUAAAUUCACCUGCUUCGAGCAUCAUUUGAAGUGCGAAGCGACUGCCAAUAGUACUGCCUUCUGUGUGGACAACGUGAAACGUUGCGAUGGCGUUCGUGAUUGCCCGGGCGGCGAGGACGAAAAUGGUUGUACGCUACUCAUCUGCAAAAAGGAUCAGUUCCAAUGUGGAAACAACCGCUGCAUGCCGUAUGUGUGGGUCUGUGAUGGGGACAUCGAUUGCCCAGACAAGUCAGACGAGGCCAACUGCGAAGAGGUCUCGUGUGCACCCAGCGAUUUUAAAUGUAAGUCGGGUCGGUGCAUUCCUCUUUCCUGGCGUUGCGACGAUGAAGAGGAUUGUCCGGAUGGCGAAGAUGAGCCCCCCACUUGCCACACCUCUAAGGCCACUUGCGAUCCCACGUACUUCCAGUGCAACAACUCCAAAUGUAUACCGGGUCGUUGGCGUUGCGACUACGAAAACGAUUGUGGAGAUGGCAGCGAUGAGUUGCAUUGCCAAAUGCGCAACUGUUCGGAGAGCGAGUUCCGUUGCGGCACCGGAAAGUGCAUCAAGCACGAUUAUCGUUGCGAUGGCGAAAUACAUUGUGAUGAUAACAGCGACGAGAUCAAUUGCAACAUAACGUGCAAAGCCAACCAGUUUAAGUGCGCCGCCUUCAACACUUGCAUCAAUAAGCAGUACCAAUGCGAUGGUGAUGAUGACUGUCCCGAUGGCUCCGAUGAAGUGAACUGCACUUGCCCCGCCGAUCAUUUCACCUGCGGCAAUGGGAAGUGCAUUAUGUCGCGCUGGAAAUGCGAUGGCUGGGAUGACUGCCUCGAUGGCAGCGAUGAGAGCUUUGCGACCUGUGCCCAUGUGCAUUGCCAUGCAAAUGCCUUCAAGUGCUCCAAUCUUAUUUGCAUUCGCAAGUCUGCUUUGUGCGAUGGCGUCAAUGAUUGCGGCAAUCGAGAGGACGAGUCGGACGAAGUGUGUGCGGCAUUGCCGAAAUGCCGUCACGAUCAAUUCCAGUGCGAAAAUGAUGAUUGUAUAACGAAAAUGUUCCGAUGCGAUGGGCAAUACAAUUGCAUCGAUGGCUCCGAUGAAAUGAAUUGUCAGCCACCGGUCUGUGGCUUUGGAACGUGCUCGCAAAUCUGCAUAGAAAAGAAGGCUGGCCACUAUAACUGCAAAUGUACGGCGGGCUAUCACAAGGGCCCGCAAAAGAAUGCCACCUGCCUGGCUUCAGGACCGGAUCAAAUCUUGUUGCUGGCCUCUGAGCAAGAGUUUCGAUUCAUAUUGCCAGCCAAGCAGGAGGGCACCACAGUCGUCGGCUUCUUUCAGACGGACAGCUUGAAGAUUGAUGUAUUCGAUAUACUGAUACGGCCCAAAGAUACGCUAUUAUUCUGGAUUGACUCGCACCAUGGCAAGGUGCACACGAUGAAAAUUGCCACGCCCCAUGUAGAGGGCGCCGGUGUGCGUGUGCGACGGGACCUUAAGGAGCUUACUGCUUUUAAUAUACCCGAUCUAGAUGAUCCCAAAUCGUUGGCUGUAGACUGGAUUACGCAAAUGGUGUACAUCAUCGAUUCACGUCACAAUCAAAUUCUAGCAACUGAUAUUGAUGGCAAGAAGUACAUUUCGCUGGUAUCAACUGGCAUGAAUCCCACUGAUAUUGUGCUGGAGCCUGAGUCUCGAAUUAUGAUUUGGUCCACCCUGGAGAAUGGCAUACUGGUAGCCUCGCUGGAUGGCAGCAACAAGAAGAGUCUUGUGGAACGUGAUGUGGGCUGGCCCAUCAGCUUGUCCAUCGACUAUCCCACAGGUCGUCUCUAUUGGGCAGACUAUCGCAAGGGAACCAUCGAGACCUGUCGUCUUAAUGGAAAGGAUCGCAAUGUUGUGCGACGUUUCGCCAACAAGGAGAAGCCUCAGAAAAUCGACGUAUUUGAGGAUUAUCUGUACAUCAAGUUAUACGAUCAAAGCAUUAUCAAGAUGAACAAGUUCGGCAACGAUAAUGGCACCUACUUGCUCAAAGGCUACCGAUCCUCGGACAUUGGCAUCCUGCAUCCCAUGAAGCAGAAUCGAAACAUUACCAAUCCCUGCGCUAAGGAGCCUUGCAAGGCAGCACAUGCGCUCUGCAUACUCUCCACGGAAACUUCCAGCGGCUACAGCUGUAAGUGCGCCAAUGAUUUUAUCAUGGCCGAUGAUGGCACUUGCAAAGCCCAUGCGGACAUACCAGACUAUUGUCCACUGAAGUGCAAUCUGGGCAGUUGCCAGCUGGUGGAUCAUGUUCCCAAAUGCGUAUGUCAGCCUCAAUUUGAGGGAGAAUUCUGUGAGCAUUACCGCUGUUCCGGCCAUUGCUUGAACUUUGGUCUGUGUACGGUGGCCCCACAUGUGCCGGGCUCAUUGGAACCGCCCCCUUUGAAGUGCAGCUGUACGCCCGGUUGGUCGGGCGCACGUUGCGAGACCUCAGUGCCGGAAUGCCAGAGUCGUUGUCACAAUGGCGGCUCCUGUCUCAUCACAGAGACGGCAGGCAUGAAGUGCACCUGCCCCGAUUUAUAUUUUGGCGAGCAAUGCGAACACUGCAUUAACUUAACCUGCGAACAUGGCGGGAUCUGCCGCGAAACGCUGACUGGCACGCCCCAAUGCGAAUGCCCCGAUGGCUAUUCGGGAAAGCGCUGCGAGAUUAACGAAUGCGAUGAUUACUGCCAAAACGGAGGAAUUUGUAGCAUUGGCGCUAAGGGGCAGCGACAAUGCCGUUGUCCCCAUGGAUACUACGGCGACCGUUGCGAAACCGAUUCGUGCAGCGACCUGUGCCUGAAUGGUGGCAGCUGCAUUAAGGAGAAUCACCUCUUCAGCUGCAAGUGCCCGGCGCGCUACAUCGGCGAGCAUUGCGAGGUGGACUUGUGCAAUACCUCCAGUCCCCCACGGUUCUGUGAAACAAACUCUAGGGAUUGCACUGCCAUCAUUUGCUUGAAUGGCGGCACUUGCCAUAUGGUCAAGGGCUUAGCCGUUUGCAAUUGUACGAGCCAAUGGAACGGAGAUUUCUGUACACUGCCCGUGGGUGAGGAUAAUCCGUGUGUACGCUAUUGCACAAACGGCGGAGUUUGCCAUUUGAACGAAUUCGGCCAGCCCCAUUGCAGCUGCAUUGGCGAGUGGGAGGGCAGCCAAUGCAAUAAGCCCCCGCGUUGCGUCAGCGAGUGCGGAGUGUGUCGCACUGGCAGCUCCAUCAAUGAGUGCUUGUGCGAUAAUGGUGCGGUUGAGCCCUGUCUGGCCGAUAGCGCGGAUACGUUAAGCGGGGAGCAUCAACAGCAGCAGGAGCCAUCGGCCAAUUUAUUGUCGGUGCUUGCCGUAACACUCGCUGUGGCCUUUUUGGUUUUAGCGCUGUUUGGUGCCGCAGUCUAUUUCCUGAAAAAACACCGCAUUGCACAGCCCUUCUCGCAUGCACGUCUCACAGAUAAUGUGGAGAUUAUGCUGACCAAUCCAAUGUAUCGCGGCGACGCCGAUGAGGCGCCGCCAUUUGUACACGAGGACGAUAAGGGUAACUUUGCCAAUCCGGUGUAUGAAUCCAUGUACGCCGAUGCUAUUGCCGAGCCAGCCAAUACGGAAAUUGCUCACAGCACUGGACCCGAUGAGCGGAAUUGUCUAUUGCAGCACACACACGACGAGACCCAUACGCCCGACAUACUCUGAUGAUUGACCCGCCAGGAGCUAAGCUAAAGGCGCAUACUCACACAGCAACUAAGAAAUAUGAGAACACGAACAAAAAAGGACUGAUAGCGUAGCCAUAUUACGAAUUUUUUAAAUGUUAUAAAUUAUCUUUUCCUUGUUUCCUUUCGGCCGACCAUCCAAAGAAAGAAAGAGCUGCUGGAAUGCAGCUUAGGCAGCUUAUGCAGCUUCUUAUGCAUAUGUCCUUAUCUUAGAUACAUUCUUGUCAUUUGUUUAAGAGCUUUUACAAGUAUAUUUCCAUGUGUUUUUAUUAUCGUUUAAGUUUUUUAAUACUCAGCCAUUUUUGUACAUUUAUAUUAGGGUUAGUUUCUAAAGCAACUCAAUGCAGCUCAAAAACUUUGUACAUAUUAUGAAAAUUGUUUCUAUUGAUUGUUAACAGCCUAGUUAACAUUUUAAAACGAGCAAUAACCAUUAUUUUGUGAACAAAAAGCGCCAACAAGAAAUUGUAAAAACAUACGUACCAUAUGUUUUUAGAUUGACCAAAAAUGCAUUUAAUUUCAGUUUUAAUACAAGCGAAUAAUUGACUAGCAACUUGAUGAGCCUUUCAUAGAACUAGAUACUCUUUUAUAUGGUACAUUAAAUAAUGUAUAGUUUACACACAAACUAAAAUAAACAUGCCAUUUCGUGUAAAAAAAUUAAAGGCUCAGAUUAUUUAUAUUUAUUGUUAACAGCCUAGAAACAUUUUAAAACCAGCAAUAAUCAUUUUGUGAACUAGACUGCCAAUUUCCAUACAAACGAAUAAUUGACGAACAAACUGAUGAGCCCAUCAUAUAAAUAGAUACUCUUUUACAUAAAAUUAUGUAUAGUUUGCACAACAAAUAAAAUAAAAAAGCAAUUUCUUGUAAAAAAAAAAAAACAAAACAUAAACAAUGCUCAGAUAAAAGCCAAAUUUUAAAUCUAAAGAAUGUAAAAAUUAAAUACACAUCAACUAAAUAUGUAUGUAUAAGAAAUCGUUAAUAGAACGUAUUAAAUGAUAUGCACUAAAAACACCCAAAAGCAAUUGUAAAAAAUAAAAAAUAACUUUACAUAUUAGACACUAAAAAA
This is a messenger RNA of Scaptodrosophila lebanonensis, 15664 nucleotides long. RefSeq names its product low-density lipoprotein receptor-related protein 1 (gene LRP1). NCBI's taxonomy places the organism in Eukaryota, Metazoa, Arthropoda, Insecta, Diptera, Drosophilidae. Gene Ontology annotation, molecular function: calcium ion binding; protein binding. The transcript is spliced from 21 exons. The record is from RefSeq and is a predicted model, not a curated record. Bases 494 to 14584 code for a protein of 4696 amino acids.